CGGAGCGUUGUUCCAAAACCUGUACGUACUAACGGUAUUGAUCCGUUGUCAGAGUGAAGCGAGCAUUUGUGAUUAAAGUUUUAAAUUUGCAAACUAAUAUUGCUCCCCGACAAAAGUGAAAACUCAUUAGUCUCCCUUUUCGGCGAAGCCCCUUAUUACGACCGCUCGACGUCAACACAGACCUCCUGCUAAUGACCUUCCACACCGAAACCGGUCGAUAUAGUGGCGAAACCCAACGGUGAAGCGAGAGUAUGAAAUGAUCCGUUCACUUUUAGUACCGUUCCGAUAGCGGUUACCAGGUGUGCAUUAAUUCGUCAAAUAACGAGCAAACAGAAACACGAUAAACCUCCUGCGUCACCGGAUUUCCGUGCCGUUACAUCGAGGGCCGGAAGACGUGGCGUGACCACAGGAAGCAGGGGUGACGACGAAAGUUGGCGAUCGACCGUGUUUUUGGUGCCGACAGUGAACACGCAAUCUACCGAUACCAUGGCCUCGCGCAAUCGGACACCGCCCGGCCAAAUACGGGAUGAUUUUUUGCUCGAAACUAACUUUGACGAAGACGGUGCCCUCACGCGAGCCUACAACACGCUCCCACAACAGCAGCAGCAGCAACAGAACGGGUUGCAACGAAGAAGCAUCGCUUAUCGGUCCAACUUAUCGGUGGAUCGAUACUCGGACACCACAUUACACGGAAAACCACCACGCAAAGGUGGUUGCUGUAAAUCAUGCAUUACACGGAUACCGUACGCGACGCUAAUUGCGACGGUAAUGUGCCUUAUCGGUGUCGGCGUGUUCUGCGGCACGAUGUUCCGCGGCACCUCGCUGGCCAUCGUAAUGCUCGAUCAGGUCUUCCACCUUCGGCUGCCCUGGAUCGAGGCGGUACAGAUGAUCUUCGUCGUUAUCGGAGCGUCGAUGGCUGCCCUUGGGCUGAUGAUACUGUUCGUUGGCUUCCUGGCGACCGGUGCCACCCGCCACAAGGUUUACCGGGCGUGGGGCUCUCGAGUCGGGGGCCGUAUCUCCUGUGCCGUCUUCAUGGGCAUCUCCUACGUACUGAACAUCGUUUGGAUACUGAUCUUGUGCUUUCUCUCCAUCGUAACGUUCGUGUUUACGGUGUUCUGGAACAUGUGCGCCAACAACAACGUUCAGACACACCGUGAUUGCAUCGAUCUGACGCAGUUCUACUUCAUGUUCCCGGACGGAGUGAAGCAGGAAGAUAUGAAGAUUUGCGAUCCGGGCAAGGUGAAAGCGUUCUGCAAGGACGGAGUGGAGAAGUGCGAGAUCAUGUUCAUCCUGGCGACCGUCUCCUGCCUGCUGAUCAUACUCAGCUUCGUGCACUAUCUGAUGUGUUUGGCCGCAAACUAUGCCCACAUUCGCGAUCACGAAAAGUUCCAGGAGCUGCAGGAGAUUCAAAAUCUUACCGAGAUGGAGUAUAGUGCCGCGUCAAAGGACCGGUUCUAGGAUACGGCCCAGGAGAUCUAUAUCGAGCACUGCACCUGAGGGUGGCCUUCCAAGGCAGCAUCCGCUGUACGAGCAGCUUACGUUUAAAUUUGCUCCUCCCGUCUAAGACGGUUGCUAAUUACUAGAUCCCGGCCACCGUGCACACGUUCAGCGUACCCUUAAAAGGAGCAUGCACCGCAGUUCUUUAUUUGGCACCUAUUUUCACCAUUUACGUUAAGUUUCGUGGCGCUAAUGCUGUUUGAUAUAGUUAGUAUCUUUUGCUGAAAACGUUCGUUUUCUGUUUGGGCACAAACACAAAUUGUGUGUUACAGCCAGCACGCGGUAUAGUUUGUUACUUAGGCAUCAUUCCGUCCAAACUCACAAAUGCUUUUUUCGUGCUUAACAUAUUUCGUAACGCUUCCUUUCCCGGUCUGUCUUUGAUUUGGCCCACGGCACAACGCACGUGCCAUCGAUUUACUUAUCACGUCGCUGCACGGACACGAGCGCAAGCUUACUGCCCUAUAUAGAUACUCCUGGACCAUACAUGUUAGUAGAGAUGCGUAGAAACAUAAGCAACGACACAACAACAAGACCGAUUGACCUCUUGAAGCAAGGGAAGGACGAGCGCGCAAAUCGAACCAAGAUAUCGGAAAAGAAAACAAAUGAACAGCCAAUAAUAAGUCUGACAAUGAUAACAAUAAGCAACAAGCGACACUCCAUACGAAACUUCUAAACCAUCACCGAUCAAAUGCUCAAAAUGCAUCACAUUGCAUCACAGAAACCGUGAAUCACAAACACGAAACGCAAAGUAGCAAAGAAACACAUAUCGGUAUAGGUUAUCCGUCGAAAUGAACAAUAUUUUGUCUGAGUUUUGAGAUCGACCGACGCCGCAUUUAUGGAUAAACGAUUUAUUUUACAGAGAGUGCAUGAAGCAAUCGAGCUAAAUUUGCACAAGAAUCGAAGCACAACGUUUUGGACAACGCACAUAACUACAGAUCUUCAUCCGUUAACACAUUCCAGUGUGAUAGUAUAACUCUGCGUAAGAAACGGAAGCGCGUCGGAAAGAUAUAUAUUUUUAUAUCUAAACAGAGCAGAUGAUUCGAAUGAGAGGGCGACCAGUUGAAGGAAGAAAAACCAUUAAUAGAUAUGUCGAGCGGUUUGAUGAAUUCCAUUCGUGAUCUCCUCGAGUCAUGCAGAUGGAAACGUUUAAAGUUAGAGACAUUGUUCGUAUACCGUAAAAGCGGCGAAACGUGGUUUCAUUAUAGAGAAGAAAAGUAAACGAAGAAUGAAGAGGAAUACCACAAGUGAGAAUCGCUAUUCCGGCAAAUUUUAUCAUAAAAAACAUCAGCAAUAGCUCCAGCGACUAAGAAUAACGUGUCUUUUUCCAUAACAUUCGCUGGAGGUUUCCAAAGGAACGGGAUUGUCCGGUCCAGUGAUUCACUUUUUGGUAGCUUUUUAGAUCGCUUUUCUCUCCGUUUCUUGUUGAGACGGGGAGGUAUUGUUUUUCCGUUGCCUAAUGCCUGUAGUAUUUAUGUCCGCGAUCGUAUAUAUAAACGAGAAAACGAAACCUUAGAUUAGCCUCUACAGACCUAAAGUAUUUACAAAAUGCAAGCAGCAUAUACUGCAAGACAUUCCAGUGUCGUGUUCUGUUGUGCUGCGAAUGCAUGCAUACAAUCAAUUGAAUUAAUCCCCUUUUUGCGUAAGUGUUCUCAUAUUUAAUCGUCGCUCAUAAUGCACUCUACCCGAUAACGUAUAUUUCUCUCUAUCGAUUUCCUAUUCCAAUCGUGUACGACAUUCUUCGAACUAAAUAGUGAGCCCUUUUGGGAAGACAUUUGCAUCGUCGAUCAUUUUUCCAGUCCACUGUCUAUCUAUUUCAGUCUAAGCAUUCAUUGUAAAAGAAUAAGAACAUUAUGCGAAAAGUUGAAUUUCAAAAAUUCCAACGGAGUAAAAGAAAC
Anopheles bellator is the source of this 3392-nucleotide messenger RNA. RefSeq names its product neuronal membrane glycoprotein M6-a (gene M6). Lineage: Eukaryota; Metazoa; Arthropoda; Insecta; Diptera; Culicidae. The transcript has 3 exons. Gene Ontology annotation, cellular component: plasma membrane. Gene Ontology annotation, biological process: neuron projection development. The record is from RefSeq and is a predicted model, not a curated record. Bases 487 to 1458 code for a protein of 323 amino acids.